This is a messenger RNA of Aspergillus mulundensis, 2862 nucleotides long. RefSeq names its product Rad4 family protein. Gene Ontology annotation, biological process: mismatch repair; nucleotide-excision repair. The transcript has a single exon. NCBI's taxonomy places the organism in Eukaryota, Fungi, Ascomycota, Eurotiomycetes, Eurotiales, Aspergillaceae. Gene Ontology annotation, molecular function: damaged DNA binding; single-stranded DNA binding. Gene Ontology annotation, cellular component: XPC complex; nucleotide-excision repair factor 2 complex; nucleus. The record is from RefSeq and is a predicted model, not a curated record. The coding region runs from base 1 to 2862 and encodes 953 amino acids.
AUGCCCCCUUUCAUUCCUUCCAAACGUCAGUCCUCUGAGGAGCCACCCCCUUCUAAACGCCAUGCCAUCGCUGCGGCGACUUCGCCCUCCGGUAGCUCUCCUCUAACACCAGUCUCCGACUCUUCCUUGACUCCCGUUCCGACCGACUUCGACAAUAAUCUUAGUGAUGAUGAAGAUACGAAGGUUAUCUCUGAAUCUGAUGACGGCGACUCCGACGAGGUCGAUUGGGAAGAUGCCAUUCAGGAAGACGCCGUCCAGUCCGCGGCUCCCACCACCACCUUCGUAUCCCCGCACGAGAACCUAGAGCUGACUUUAGAUCGGAAUGAGGUGCACCUGGAAGAUAUCCUUCAAGGUCAGAAAGCGCCGUCAAAGAUCGAGCGCCAGAUCCGUAUUCUAAUCCAUCGUCUGCAUGUGCGGUGUCUACUCGCCCAUAAUGCCGUGCGCAACGACUGGAUCAAUGACACAAAAUGCCACGAUAUUCUACGAGGGAAGCUGCCACCUGCGAUUCAAAGCGAAAUACAGAAAUGGCGCCGGGCAUCUGGUCUCGAGCCGCCAGAGCCACCUAAAGAGCCGCCAUCGCAGAAGAAGAAGAAAGACAGGCAAACCAAACGCCAGGCCCAGUCGCAACAACGCGAUUGGGGUGAGAAUUCGUCCCGGCAAGAACCCGGACAACCUGAUCUGAGCAAUGGCGAUCCCAUAAUCCACCUGAUGCGUAUCCUUGCUGCAUACUGGAAGAGCAAAUUCAAGGUUACAGCGCCAGGUCUCCGAAAACGUGGCUACCGGCCCUUGGCCCAACUACAGGCCCAAAUUGCCUCCUUCCAUAAAGACAAAAACGACCACGAGCUCUACGGGGAGCUCGUUCCCAGCGUCGAAGAGUUUCGUCAAGCUGCCGAGCGCAUGGAAGGCUCUCGCGAUAUCGGCGCGCAGCUUUUCACCGCGCUACUUCGCGCGCUCUCAAUCGAAUCUCGCCUUGUUGCUAGUCUACAACCGCUCGGCUUUGGUUGGACAAAGGCAGAGUCGUACACUUUGCCAAAGUCGAAGGAGAAGCAGACGCCUACCAAGGGAGCAACGAAUGGAAAUGAUCAUUCUAAUAGUGAUGACGAGGACGAGGAAGCUCAGCCCUCCUCCCGUGGCCGGAAGUCUACGCGGCGGUACGACCAGGACCUCCCUUUCCCGAUCUACUGGACCGAGGUAGUAUCUCCGAUUACACAUCAAGUGGUCUCUGUCGACCCUCUUGUGCUCCCCAACGCGGUGGCGGCUACCCAAGAGCUCCAAGCAGCAUGGGAGCCGCGCGGUGCCAAAGCGGAAAAGGCUAAACAGGUAAUAUGCUACGUAAUUGCUUUCUCAGCCGAUAAGACUGCGAAAGACGUAACCACUCGGUAUUUACGCAGGCGGACCUGGCCUGGGAAGACCAAGGGCUUCCGGCUGGGGAAGAAGGGGCCUGAUGAUGAUCCGCUGGACUGGUUUCGUGUUCUUCUGCUCAACUAUAAACGCCCGCAUAAGGAUCGCAGCGCCGUCGACGACAUCGAGGAUGCUCAAGACUUGGUCCCUAAUCGGCCGACAAAGAGCAAGCCAACAGAUGAAACAGUCGACACUCUGCAGAGCCUACGCACAUCCACUGAGUUUGUUCUAGAGCGCUUCCUCCGCCGGGAAGAAGCCCUCCGACCAGGCGCUCAGCCCGUUCGCACCUUUACCCCGGGCGGAAAGAAGAAGACCAAUGCCAAGGGCAAGGGCACAGCAACGCCGCCAGCAGAAAGCCCCAAAACCGAAAACGUCUAUCGCCGCUCUGAUGUUGUCAAAUGUCAAUCUGCUGAAAGCUGGCACAAAGAAGGCCGCGAGCCCCGACCCUCCGCGAUGCCUCUCAAACGCGUCCCCAUCCGCGCCGUCACUCUCCUUCGCAAACGCGAAGUGGACGAAGAACUUCGGCGAACAGGCCAAAAGCCGCUUCAGGGCCUUUACUCCCUUGAGCAAACGCAAGAGAUUAUCCCUCCACCAAUUGUAGACGGCGUCAUACCGAAAAACGAUUACGGCAAUAUCGACUGCUUCGUCCCUCGCAUGGUUCCAGAAGGCGCAGUACACAUCCCCUUCUCCGGCACCGCGCGCAUCUGCAAGAAACUAGGCAUUGACUAUGCCGAAGCUGUUACAGGAUUCGAGUUCGGCAGCCAGAUGGCCGUGCCUGUUAUCGAGGGCGUUGUCGUAGCGGCCGAGAAUAAAGAUCUUGUGAAGGACGCAUGGCGCGCAGAUUACGAGGAAAAGCAACGUAAGGAAGCUCGAAAGGCUGAAGCGAAGAUCUUGGCGACCUGGCGAAAGUUUCUGUUCGGGUUGCGCAUUGCACAGCGCGUACAGGAAGAGUAUGCUGAGGAUGAGGAGGGGCAUUUACCUGAUGCGCAUAAUCCCUUUGCAAGCCGGAAGGCAGCAUCUGCACAAGCACGAACGCAAACCAGUACGCCAAUAGGAGAAGAACACCCGGCAGGCCUUGUAGACGAAGACGAGGAGGAAGCUGCGGAUCGGGGCGGCGGCUUCCUUCUGGGUGGGCACGACGAUGUCGAUGACAGCCUGAUCGUGGAAGAGAGAAAGCCUCCUGUGCGAAGAGUGCCGCGAAUCUCGCACAAAGAAGAUUCUCCCACUCUUAAUGAUGAAGCUCACCUUGGCGGCGGAUUUCUACUCGAUGGAGACGACGAUAUCGAUGACAAGGAUCUAGUUGUGGAAGAGAGGAAGCCGCCUGUGCGGCGAACCCGAAACGUUUCUUACAAAGAUGAGUCCCCAGACUUCGAUGAGGAAUCGUCGCCGGAGGAGUAUACGGAGGAUGUGGCUUCUCCACCUCCAAAGCGCAGACGUACUCGCAAUUCUAGGAAGACAUGA